CAAAGUCCAUCAAUCAAUGAAAAGUCUGAUUAAUCAAAUCAAAGAUUAGCCAAGUAAGGCCACAGGAAAUGAGUGAAACUUCAAAUUCAACCUGAUUUAGUAGUAUUCAGUGGGUUUUGUUACUGGAAUUGCUGAAGUUGGUCCUACUCUAUUAGCAGCAAAUCUUUGAUUUCCCCCAUUUGAAUAUCAAAGCUUUUAUCAAUCUCUCGAUUAUUUAUGUUCCGUGCAGGCGGCGGUUUUGAUUGAUCAAUCUCCAUUGUUUGUUGGUAGACUAGUCUUUGAUUAACUCAUCUUUCUAUUGGGUUAGGAUUUAAUUUUUUCUUUACCAAAUUGCAAUUUCAUGAUUUUGUCAAUAAUCUUAGCUAAAAUAAUCCAAUUUGAGGUUUUGGAUUCUUCUGUAUUUGAGACUAUCUUCUUUUAUGAGGAAUGGAAAUGCUGCUCAUAGUUUAGGUUGAGAACACUCAUCUGUGGCACAAAGGUAGCGUGUAUGAACUAUUGAUAGCGUUGCAUUUCAGUUCCUGUUUUAGCGGAAUGUGUAAAUGGUUGGUCGGAAUGCAACAUACUAUCACUUAUAAAGGAUCUGCUUUGCAGUCUAUUGAAUUUGUUUUUAUUUAUUUUUUGUGGUUGAUAUGAUAAAUGUAAAUCUUUUGUUUAAUGGACUGAGCAAAUUAGAAGGUUAAGUGAGUCUGUCCAGUCGAACUGGAAUUCGACUUGUUAAUAUGUUAUCACACUGGGCUUUGUUGGUCUUGCUCUUGAGUUGUGAAGCUUUGGAAAGCAAGGAAUAUGUGAUUGUUUGACAGUAGGUCUAGACUGCAACAAUCCUUUUAGGCAUCGGUUGAUUAACUACGGGCUAUAGUUUUCAGAGAUUUUGGACAGUGCUUUGUCAAUUGAGCUUAGUGAUUUUGUAUUUCUUCAAUUGAAUUGUUUGGGCUCUUCCUAUUACUUUAUUGAUUGAUUUUGUCUCAGAUUGAAUGUGAAACGCUAUAAUCUUUUAGGGUUUAAGAGGAGACGGAAAUUUGGUUCUGUCAGUUGCCUCCUCAUUUUCUUUGCAUUCUUUGCCUUUGGAAUAGCAUAUCCAAUCUAAAUAUGUUUUACUGUUGUUGCACUCAACCAUCCAUUCUGUCCAGGGAACUUCUGCAGCAAUUACCUUCUGAACAAUUGAUGUGAGACAAAUUGGUAUUGGAGUGUAGUUAACUCGAUUUAAGCUUGUUAAAAUUAUAGAAUUUGAUCGCUUUCAUCCGUCAACUAGCCCAGGUGAGGGAUACUUCUACUCACUCAAAUUAUGCUUGUCUCACCAUCAAACAGACGCUUUUUCCCUAUGUGCCAUACCCCAAGCCAAUAGCAAAACUUUGCUUAACUUGAGCAAGAUUCUUCAUAAUUAAUGGGAUUGUGAUACUUCAAACUCGUACAAAUGCAUUUAUAGUUAUACUUGCAGGCUGCAGCAUCCACUGCUUCAUUACAAACUCUUGGUGUAUUGCUUAUGCCUUUACUUUUGUCCCAUGGGAAUAAUGGGAGUCAUGGGGCACACCACCCACUGAUACAAGUAAAGAAAGAUUUUCAAAGUAGUCCUGGAACAUCCACUGCUUCAUACUGCUGUUGCUGGGAGUCUGGGACACAUCAUCCACUGAUACUAACAAAGUAUGGGAGCACCUGCUACUUUAACUUUACCCGUAGAACAUCAUCAUUAACAAGUUUGAGAAUCUCAGAGUCGGAGGAAUUUCAGAGAGACCUGGAAGAAAUUAGCAAAUUUCAUGGCAAUCAGAUCUGCUGAUUAUGAUGAGCCGUUGUUACUCACUGAUACUUAUAUUGAAGGUAUGGUGAAUUACAAAGGAGACAAGAUCAAGAACAACAACAGUGAGUUUUGGGAUGGAAAUCUGCUUCUCGGGUUAUAGUAACUGGUGGCAUAGAAUCAUUCAUUUUCUAUGGAAUUUCUGCAAAUCUAAUUAGCUUUCUAAGUAUCCAGUUAGGACAAUCUACAGCAACAGCAGCACAGAAUGUUAAUACUUGGACUGGUUUCAUAUUUAUGCUUCCAGUACUUACUGCAUAUGUUGGUGAUUCAUAUCUUGGCAGAUUUCAUACCAUCUUGUUUUCUACUAUCAUCUAUGUUUUGGGACUUGGGUUGUUAACACUAUGUACUUCACAAUUGACUGCCUGUUCUGACAAUGCCGGGGUAGAAAACCCUUCCUGUCCGUCUCCGGCUACUUUUAAAGUAAUCUUCUUCUUUUCUUCAUUGUAUCUAAUUGGAAUUGGGAGUGCUGGAUACAAGACCUGCGUACCAGCUUUCGGUGCAGACCAAUUUGGCGAACGAAAUUCUCAUGAAUCCAAGUCCAAUAAUUCAUUCUUUAAUUGGUGGGUUUUCGGAACAUCUGUUGGAUCAUGCAGUUCUCACUUGAUUUUGCACUAUGUCCAAGAUAAUUUGGGCUGGGGUCUUGCAUUUGCAGUUUCAUGCAUUUCAAUGGUAAUAGCGCUAGUUGUUAUCAUGUCUGGUAUAAAAUCCUACCGCUACCCUCUAAAAAAAGAUGCAGAUAAGGUGAACCCAUUUAAUGGAAUAAUCUAUGAUUUGGUUAACGCGUUCAAGAAUUGGAGAACCACCUCAUCACCAUCAUCAUCAUUGGCAAUCACCAUCCAAGUGGAUCCAACUACUAAUAAGUCACAGGGAUCAAGGAAAGCUGGGACAGAGUCUACUAUUGGCAAGAUUGAAGGUGUAAACGCUGUACUGCGGUUGGUUCCAGUAUGGAUUAUAUGUUUGAUAUACCCAAUAGUGCAGUCUCAAGUUAUUACUUUCUUUAUUAAGCAAGGGAGCACUAUGGACAGAUCGAUAGGAUCAGGCUUUCAGAUACCCACAGCUUCAAUUCAGAUCUUCCUUAGUAUAUCCAUCAUGCUGUUCGCAGCAGUGUACGGCCGUACAUUUGUUCAAAUUUCUCAAGCUUUUACUGGAAAACCAAACGGCAUAACUACACUUCAGAGAAUUGGUGGUGGCAUAUUUAUUUCUGCCAUGUCAAUGGUUGUAGCAGCUACUGUGGAGAACAGAAGGCUUAAAAUUGCUCAGGAGUUUGGUUUGGUUGAUGAUCCGAAAGCAACAGUUCCUAUGGUUGUCUGGUGGUUGAUUCCGCAAUAUGUCCUGUCAGGUCUUGCUCUGGUGUUUGCUUGUGUCGGUUUACAAGAGUUUUUCUAUGAUCAAGCUCCCGAUGGGCUAAGGAGUGUUGGUCUGGCCUUGUACUCAACAAUGUUGGGCAUAGGACAUUUCCUCAGUGUCCUCCUUAUAUCAGUGAUUCAGAAGGUAACUACUGCAGGCGGUCACCACGGAUGGAUCGCAAACAACAUAAAUCAAGCGCAAUUAGAUUACUUUUACUUGUUCCUAGCUGGUCUCAGUGUAAUAGAGCUGGUUGCGUUCUUACUUUUCUCAAAAUCUUAUGUAUAUAAGCGAGGAACUGUGUAAUGUAAUCAGGGAUCAAGAAAGAGUAAUUUCUGUCAUAAUGUACAGAAAUCAUCAAUUACUUUGCUUAAACCGCAGUGGACAGAAAUCAUCUCCGGAGGAUGUUGCAAUCAGACAAUUUGACGAGGAAAACAUAAGUGCCAUCUAUGGAUGCCAUAACCAGACAAUGUUUUCGACAAUCCGUUUGCGUAGCCUCCUGCACCAUCCUAACAUAGCCGAUCUGAUUGGUGACAGCAUGAAUGAAAAAAAUGAAUUACAUGAUCUUCCGUGCAAUAAGAAGAAGCCUCUGGACUGGAAUACGAGGAUGAAAAUUGCAGCUGGUGCAGCUGAAGGACUACAGUACUUGCUCGAUAAAUCCAAUUUUCCUGUAAUCCAUGGAAAUGUCAAACCCUCCAACAUUCUCAUAGGCAAAGGCUACGAACCCAAGCUGUCAGAUUAAGAACGCAUUCCAGAACGUGACGAGUCUGGCUAUACCAGGUUUUUCAGCCGCCAGGGCCAUCGUCAUGCACCUGAAUUUCUUGAAAAUUUUAAGCUCACUCAACAAUCCGACAUCUAAUAGUUUCGGCUUAGUCUUGCUUGAACUGAUUUCAGGGCGCAAAGCAGAGAAGAAGCCUAGUCUCACUGAAUGGGCAAUUUGUAAAUUGGUGGUGUACGGUGAGGAAUUCACUACAGUAGCUGAUCCACUGCUGGAAGGCCGUUAUCCAGAGCAAGGCUUGUACCAAGCUCUUUCUCUUGCAGCUGAGUGUUUACAGCACAAAGAUGUCACCCGGCCUCGUAUAGGAUAUGUUGUGAAUGUUUUAUCAAAUUUAGCUUCAGAAGUGUACGAUCAGAAUGCAAUCCAAUUUAAUCGAGCAGGCACAUUGUUUCUUUGAGAAGGAAAGACUAACACAGCAAUGGCGAGGUGUCCAUUGUUUCUUUGUUUA
Papaver somniferum (opium poppy) is the source of this 4359-nucleotide messenger RNA. Its product is annotated as protein NRT1/ PTR FAMILY 5.10-like. Gene Ontology annotation, biological process: transmembrane transport. NCBI's taxonomy places the organism in Eukaryota, Viridiplantae, Streptophyta, Magnoliopsida, Ranunculales, Papaveraceae. The record is from RefSeq and is a predicted model, not a curated record. The transcript is spliced from 6 exons. The coding region runs from base 2024 to 3439 and encodes 471 amino acids. Gene Ontology annotation, molecular function: transmembrane transporter activity. Gene Ontology annotation, cellular component: membrane.